This is a messenger RNA of Chara braunii, 1634 nucleotides long. The record is from the annotation of a GenBank genome assembly. Lineage: Eukaryota; Viridiplantae; Streptophyta; Charophyceae; Charales; Characeae.
GCGACGACGACGACAAUGCAACAGUUGAUCUGAGCUUCCAGUUGUCCAGCAGCAGCGAAGCAGCGGCAACGCACACUCGCAAUGAUCAUCAAUCCCCCACCCAGAUGGGGAUUACGCGGAGAAGACGUACGUUGGUCUGUGCAGGCCGCAAGACGACUGUCUGCCUCAAUCGCUUCACGAUGGUGGCGGGAAUCAAAAUGUGUCAUUGACGAACGGCAGAAGGGGAGUCGGCGCGGAUCAACGUCCGGAGUGAAUGCGCUUAUCACCUCCGUCGCGAAGCGGAUCCGGGAGUCCUCGAGAACGGAGGGACAUGAGGAUUUUCCUGAGGGAGGUGCGCACGUUGAACGCAACGGCAGGCAGCUGUGGGCAGAGUGCAGGCAGACCUUCGGUCAAGCUGGAGCGGAGACAAUAACGAGAGGGGUGCAACGGCUCCACGUCGACGAAGGCGAUGACGCGGCUGUUGAGGAGCCCCUGGACUGUGACAACGUUAAGGGUGAUGAGGAUUGCAACUCUGACGAUUUGCCUGAGAUUAGACCCCUUGGGAGGAAGGUGAGGAAUGGCGGUGCGAGUGCGAAGAAUGGUCCCGCUCCGAGAAAUCGAUGGGAUAAGAAAAUGGAUGACGACACCGGCGGGAGCGAUGGCAAGUUUCGCCCCCAUGAAAAGCAGGGAAUGGAGGUGGGAGGACGUGCGGGCGAGGUUUCAGACGAUAAGCGUCACGAGGAAGGGCAUCGACUCAGGAAGAAAUGGGACAACUUGAUGGAGCAAUUCAAGAAGGUUCACAAGUUUCAGAACCUUUCUGGCGGGAAAAACUACUUCGAGCUUGCUUCAUCAGCCGAGCGAUCGGAGUGCUUCAACUUCGUCAUGGACUGGAGUGUGUAUGACGAGAUGGAGGCCAUGACGAAGGGGGAUCACACGAUCCACCCAAAGAAUUUGGCGGACAUGGAAGCUGCAGGAUUUGUGGUGGCGCGUUUGGAUAACGGAUUGUUGACGGCCUUUCCCUUCGUUGCGCACAUGUACAACAUGUCGCUCCUGCGUGUAGACGCCCGACGUUUUUGGUCGUCCACUCUGGCAGGGGUGAUUUGUGACUUCGCUCGUCAUCGUCUGUGGAUGUGGUUAGUGUGUCGGUGCUGCAAGUAGAGGAGUGACGAUAGACGACGUUGUCUUCAACACGUUGUAGGAGGGAUUUCGAUUUUUGUGAUCAUGUUGUGUAUUGUUGUCAGCGCAGCUUGCUGCGAAACAAGUUGAUUGCGCUUAGACCGCACCUUUAAUUUUUUAAUCUUGGGUCUUUUGUUUUCGUCAGUUCGCUGGCGAGACUAAUUAGUCAUUGAACAGUUUGAAUAGUCGUUCUCAUUAAACAUGAAUACUUGUUCGCUUGUUCGAUGUGCAUGCACGCAUUUCAUCUUGAUUUGCUUAUGUUAUUGUCGCUCAUUUGUUUGUUGUUUUCGUUUUUUUUUUCUUUCCGUUUUCCCAAUGCCAACCAAAAACCGUGUUUGUGUUUUAUUUCAACAGGCUAAGGAAGACAAAGCGCACAACCCCAUACAGCAUACGAAGUCCGAGAAAACGUGUUGUGAACAUGCAAUGGCACAGUGCAUCUUCGUCCGUGUUGAUCAUCGCAAUGAAAUAGCAACACAAAC